Molecule: messenger RNA, 843 nt
Organism: Lodderomyces orthopsilosis Co 90-125
Lineage: Eukaryota; Fungi; Ascomycota; Pichiomycetes; Serinales; Debaryomycetaceae
Gene: SEC65
Product: RNA-binding signal recognition particle subunit
Exons: 1
Coding region: 1-843 (280 amino acids)
Biological process (GO): SRP-dependent cotranslational protein targeting to membrane; SRP-dependent cotranslational protein targeting to membrane, signal sequence recognition
Cellular component (GO): signal recognition particle, endoplasmic reticulum targeting
Molecular function (GO): 7S RNA binding
Source: RefSeq, a predicted model, not a curated record
AUGUCUAGAAGACCAGUUUUAGAGGAAGUAGAUGACGAUGAGAUCGACAAUCUUGAUAUGGAUAUUGCAGAGUUUGAUCCAAACUUGAAGACUCCUGUGGCACCAAAGAGACCAGAACCAAAAAUUGUUCGUUCGCAAGACCAAGAUCAAGAACCACCAUUAUUUCCUCAAGUUCCAUUCGGCGAUGUUGUGCCUCCACAAAAUACACAACAAUCACAGCUGAGAAGUAAUGUUCUUGAUCCCGAGCAUUUUACCCCGGAGCAAAAAGCCCAAUUUGAAAAGUUUCAAAUUAUAUAUCCAUGUUAUUUCGACAUAAAUCGAUCUCACAAGGAAGGAAGGCGAGUCAGCAUUGAUCGUGCAGUUGAAAACCCAUUGGCAAUAGCUAUUUGUGAUGCUUGUCGUGCAUUGCAAAUUCCAGCAUUGUUGGAGUUGGACAAGACCCAUCCUCAAGAUUUUGGCAAUGCCGGCAGAGUAAGAGUUUUGUUAAAAGAUUUCAAGAAUGAUAACAAGCCAAUUGACCCAAGACUUGCCAACAAGAGGAGUUUAUAUAAUAGAAUAGCUGAGUAUUUGGCAGAUCAUCCUACAAGUUUAGAUAGUGUUAGCGCUAAAAGUGGUAUUGCAAUCCCACCGGAUUUCCAAGGAGAUUUCAAAGUGGAGGAGAUACCCAAAGUGAAGGGAUUCCGGAUGAAUACAAUUGUUCCUAUUCAUUCAAAUUUCACUAUGAAACACCCAAUGACGAAAAGCAUCUAUGACCCUGAGCCAGAGACAAGCGCAAACUCUGUUCAAAAUAAGCCAAAUGUGCCUAAAAUACCAAAGAAGAAGAUUAUGAAAAUUCGCGGAUAG